CUCGCUAAGCCUCGUCGCCAACCCCACCUUACGACUCACUAUAUAUAUGCCGUCUCGCGAUAUCAGUUUUUUAAUAGUUCUCUCACAUCACCGGUCGCACGCGCGUGUACGCAACGUACACGUAUAUUUGUGAUUUAGAUCGUUUUUAAACUCCUCAACAACAAUGUCCGGACGUGGCAAAGGCGGCAAAGUUAAGGGAAAGGUCAAGUCUCGCUCCAACCGUGCCGGUCUACAGUUCCCCGUCGGACGUAUUCACAGGCUGCUGAGGAAGGGCAACUACGCUGAACGCGUCGGUGCCGGCGCGCCCGUUUAUCUCGCGGCCGUGAUGGAGUAUCUCGCCGCUGAAGUUCUCGAGUUGGCCGGCAACGCGGCGCGCGACAACAAGAAGACCAGGAUCAUACCGAGGCAUCUUCAGCUGGCCAUCCGCAACGACGAGGAACUGAACAAGCUUCUCUCCGGCGUGACUAUCGCACAGGGUGGCGUGCUGCCGAACAUCCAAGCUGUCCUGUUGCCCAAGAAGACCGAGAAGAAGGCCUAAUAAUUUAUCUUCUUCUUGGUACCUACCUACUCGAUAUACUACUUAUCGAGAAAUAUGAACAAAAGGCCCUUUUCAGGGCCACAAAACUGUUCCAAUGUUAUUAUUAUCAACGAUACAACAAUCGCGCACAUACACACACUCUUUAUAAGUAGGUCAUUAUAUCGAUACAUUUACGUAGGUAAUAAUAUAUAAAUUAUAUACAGCUAUUGUAAAGAGAGAAAUUUUUUUUUUUUUUUCUUUUUUAAAUUGAAUUCAAAAACGCUUCAACCCGUAAUAGAUUACCUACCUAGUUUAGACCUAAACAGGCGCUUCAUAAUUAAUCGCCUCGUAUUUAUUAUUACUGGUAUACAUGGUGGUACAUUGUAUUAUAAUUGUACAUACAUAAUAUUACACACACGCACGCACGCACCUACCUACGUCUAAUAAUAAUUAUUAUUAAGAUACAUGUAAGAAUUACGCCUAUUCGCACGAAAUACGUAAACAUAAACUCAUUUUUUUUUUAUUUUUUUUUUUUUUCCCGCGAGCGGCGAGCGGGCCGGGGGGGAAUGGAUUAAACGCCGCACUCUCUCCCCUCUCUCGCGAACAGUAAUCGUUUGACGAUUGGUCGAAUUGGUUGCAACCGCUCGCCGCAGCCGCUACUGGUACCGCGUUGAAAAACUAACAAAACUCGAAGACCCCAAAAAAUUUGGCGCACACACUUCUCUUCUAUCGUCUCAACGAUACAUACAGCGGUCUCGUGCGUAACUCGUGUGUUUGUUUUUAUAAUAUAUAGUGCUCGCAGUUCGUUAGUUUGUACAAUAUGCCACCCAAGACUAGCGGCAAGGCAGCCAAGAAAUCCGGCAAGGCCCAGAAGAACAUCUCCAAGUCUGACAAGAAAAAGAAGAAGCACAAGAGGAA
This is a messenger RNA of Maniola jurtina (meadow brown), 1435 nucleotides long. RefSeq names its product histone H2A. Gene Ontology annotation, cellular component: nucleosome. Lineage: Eukaryota; Metazoa; Arthropoda; Insecta; Lepidoptera; Nymphalidae. The record is from RefSeq and is a predicted model, not a curated record. The coding region runs from base 164 to 538 and encodes 124 amino acids. Gene Ontology annotation, molecular function: protein heterodimerization activity; DNA binding; structural constituent of chromatin. The transcript has a single exon.